Frankliniella occidentalis (western flower thrips) is the source of this 4640-nucleotide messenger RNA. RefSeq names its product CUGBP Elav-like family member 1-B. Gene Ontology annotation, molecular function: mRNA 3'-UTR binding. The record is from RefSeq and is a predicted model, not a curated record. Lineage: Eukaryota; Metazoa; Arthropoda; Insecta; Thysanoptera; Thripidae. Gene Ontology annotation, cellular component: nucleus; ribonucleoprotein complex; cytoplasm. Gene Ontology annotation, biological process: regulation of alternative mRNA splicing, via spliceosome; mRNA splice site recognition.
CUUCCCCUCCAGUCCCCGCCAUGCCGUCGAGCUUCCCGGGCCGACGCUGCGCGGCGCCGCCCCGCCUGUAGCGCGGACCAUGAAGAGCAAGCACGCCCGCGCCUACUACUACCACCCCUAUUCGGUGCACCCCUACGCCCUGCCCGCCCUGGCGCCGCUACCCAGCGCCAACGGCGUCGUCGCCGGCGCGGCCAACGGCGUCAACGGAGCAGUGGCCACCGCCGCGGCCACCAACGGCGUCGCGACCACCAACGGCGUCGCCACGGCCAACGGCACCGUCAACGGAGGGAGCCACUACCUGGUGACCCCGCCCGCCUCCUACUACGAGCCGCAGAUGCCGCACGUGGCCCCAGAGAGGAAGUUGUUCGUGGGCAUGCUGUCCAAGAAGUGCUCAGAAAACGAUGUGAGAACACUGUUCGGACAGUUUGGCACCAUCGAAGAGUGCACGGUGCUGAGGGACACCAACAACCAGAGCAAAGGCUGCGCUUUCGUCACCUACACGUCCAAGCAGUGCGCCGUCAACGCCAUCAAGGCCAUGCACCACUCGCAGACCAUGGAGGGCUGUUCGUCGCCACUGGUCGUCAAGUUUGCAGACACACAAAAAGAAAAAGACCAGAAAAGAUUGCAGCAGAUGCAGGCCAACUUAUACAAUUUAGCAGGAGUUAACAUGGGACCACAGUACUUAACGGGAGACUCCGUGCUGGCACCGUCAUCCCUCCAGUUACUACAGCAACUUCAGUCAAGUGGCAGCCAAAUGUCACCGAUUUCAUUAAACACUGCUUCAUUGCAGCAGCAACUAUUAAUGCAGCAACAGCUCCAAACACCAGGUCUACAUAGCUUAGCUGCACUCCAAAAUUCUACUGGACUAGGUCUAACUGGGUCCUCCCCAACUGGAACAAGUGACAUUAAUCAAGCAAAUCUUCAGGGUCUUGCAGCCUUAGCAAAUUUAUCCGUUAAUCCAGGUGUUAACCCAAUGAGCAUGCAGAACCUUGUUACGUUAGCAGCAAUGACAAGUGGAAGCAAUCCAAAUCUUCAAGUUUCUCCUACUGGAUCCAGUGCCUCUGGACUAAGUAGCCCAGCUCUGUCCAGUCUCACAAACAUGUCUGCAGGGUCUCUUACUGGCACAUCAGGGGGCAGCUCCAUGAGUCCAGUAACUAGUUUGGGGCUUGCUGGAUCGCCACUCAGUUCUAUGGCAUCGUUGAAUAGUCUAAAUGCAAUGUCUAAUGGGUCAGGACUUGAUUCACUCACUUCAGCUUAUCAACAAUAUGCAGAUAUGCUGGUUCCUACGAGUGGCUUCUCUCAGUUUGGUGCUAGUAGUUUGGGAUCUGGCACUGGAUCUGCAGGCCCAGGAAGUGUAGCAGGUCUUUCUUCUGCAGGCAAACAAAUGAUGGGACCAGAAGGAGCCAACCUGUUUAUUUAUCAUCUACCAAAUGAAUUCACAGAUGCCGAUUUAGUUUCGGCUUUCCUACCGUUCGGCAAUGUGAUUUCUGCUAAGGUCUACAUUGAUUUGGAUACCCACAAGUCAAAAUGUUUUGGAUUUGUGUCUUAUGACAAUCCUAUGAGUGCUCAAGCAGCAAUAUCAAAUAUGCAUGGAUUCCAGAUUGGUGCCAAAAGGCUGAAAGUUCAGCAUAAACGCAAGAAAGAUAGCAACAAACCCUACUAGGAUCCUCCCACAGCUGCCGUGAGCUGUGGACCAUCCCUUUCAAAAUAACACAAGCGUUUCUUCGUUCGCUCACGCCUCUGUUCGCUCGCUAACCAUGGUGUACGUACGUAAGUGUGCGUUUGCUUAUUUGUUCAAUCAUGGUUUUUGAAACACAAGAAAUAGGCAAAAUAGCAGCAAAAGUGUGGACUUGAUCUUCUACAUGCUGUUUGGAACUGAAAUUGUACAUAACUUGAUCUUCUACAUGCUGUUUGGAACUGAAAUUGUACAUAAAAAAAAAUACAGAAAUUUAUUCUAUUUUUCAUUGACAAAGAAUUUUGUGUAGUUUUAAGGUCUAAUCUUGUUAAGGAUUCACUUAAACAAAUCUGACUGAGACAUCUGUAGUAUGAAAUAGUUGUUGCAUGUAUUUGUUGGAAGAUUUAUAUCAAAUUUUGAGUUGGGUUGAGGUGCUCUGCUGCUUCUGAAACUUUUUGCAACUGAUAUCUAUUGUAAUUGCAAGUUAUUUGCCCACCGAUUAUUUGCCAACCGUUGUUAGUCAGAAGACAAAAUUUAAAAAUCUAACGGAAAUUUGUUAAACCUUUGUUGAGAUGUGCAAAAAAUUGUUUCUUAUUGGGACUGCUUUAUUCCUCUGCGGUGUUUUGCUCUUGCCUUUUUUGACUGUCUGGAACUCACAAUGCACAUCCUAAAAUCUAAAAAGAUGUCAAUAUAUAUUUGUUCUGCUCACCCUGUCUAAGCAAGUUCCCUAUUUGUUCUAUUUUUGUGUUGGCAGAAUUUAUUGUUUUAGUUGUAUAUGGCUCUAUUUUCUUUAUGCACACAUCAAUUCUAAACAAGGAAGUUUGCCAUGGAUUUCCAUUUUUGCUACUUCCCCUUCAUUGGGUUUAGAGUGGUGUAAAGAGUCAAUGUUGUUGGUAAUUUAGUCACUGACCUAGUUUGUAGUGGGAUGCAUGUAAACAUGCUCUCUUGAAUGGAGCAGAUGAACCAAAUCAAAGGCUGAUUUAUGUAGACUCUGUGUUUCUAUGUACUUCAUGUUGUGUUGUUUGUUAUCAAAGUGGUUAUAUUAUAUGUCUACACUGUUGUUGCAGUGUAGUUCCUGAUUUGUGUAUUAAUCCACCUUUUGUGUAAUCCAUAAGGAGACUUGGAGAAGGUUAGUCACUUUAGUUCUUGAGUCUUUUCUCUAGUCUUUUCAAGAAAAAUUUAGAGACCCUGAUGGAUUGUCUCUAGCAGCAUUUGCAGAGACUCCCGUCCAUGUUACCAUUUUGUCCUGAUAACAAAACCAAACCACUUUACAGAAGGUUGACGACCAAAGAUUUGUUUAGUGAGAAUGUAUAUAAUUAAAAGAACAUCAGUUUGACGUUUCAUUUUAUUUUGCUCGGUCAAAAUUCUCACUUUUUACUGACAAGCACAAUGCACAUAUUGAAUGCCUUUAAGGUUUCAAGUCUGCCUCAUACUUUGUGCAGUGAUUCAUAUCAUGGAUGAAAAUUUAGCGUUUUGUCACCAUUGCCAGGAAAGCUUCGGUUGUAUUAUUAAUUUGGUAGCUAGUAUGGUAGUUUUACAAGUCCUUUAGUUCUGCAGAAAAGAACAUUAAGUCAGUUCAAUACUGUUGUUAUUUAUGAGAACUUUUUCUUUCUUAGUAAUUUUUGUUUCCUCUUAUAGGUGGUGUUCUUAUUAAACACUAGGUUUGUUCAUCUGUUUCUGUCUUUGUAUAUUAUUCUUGUUUUGUUGUUCAUUACCUUUAUUAUAGUAGCAUGCAGUUGAAGCCAUGCAGCUGUUGAUGGAUGAAGUGGUUUUAAAGUAUGUGUACUUUUACAUCUUGACCAAUCCUGUCCUAUUAACAGAGCAUUGUUAUUUGAUAAUUUGAGUUUCAUUAUGAAGAAGCAGUAUUAACUGUCGCUUGAACAUUUUUUGUUAAGUCCGUGUUGAACUGAAAUUUUUCAUGUCCAAAUGUCUAUGGUACUAGAACUCUGUGUUUGGCUUACUGUCUGUUUAAUUUAAAUCUAUAAUUGAAAAUAUAUCUAUCUUGAUACAAAUUUUGUACUAUUUGUGAUAUGGAAAUGAAAAGAUUAUAUUUAUUGUUACAUGAAACAAUAUUUUACUAGAGACAUGAUUAUGUAAAUGUGAAAUGUGUUAAGAAUGUUGGUGUACUUAAAUUUUUGUUUUGUUUCAAGUCACAAUGCAGUUUUCUGAAAAUAGAAAGCAGAAAAUGGAAGACAAUUGUGCUUUUUCAAUACUGCUUUAGUGCCAUUCCAACAGAUUUGUGAAGAAUGUACAGGAUACAUUUUCAUGUCCUGAUCCUCUCAAUCUUGUUAUAAAAUUGUAAACUAUAUCCAGUUCAGAUUGAGUAAAUGUUAUCUUACUCUACCUUAGAAGGUACCUAUCUCUGAGUAGCAUUAGGUACCAACACAAUAUUGAAGAUAGCCUUGUCAUGUGAUCAGGAUAAUUUGUACUUCAAUCUAAGUUGGGUGUGUUUCAGUUUUUAUUUAAUUUUGCCACUUUGGUGGAAACAUCAGGUUAGGACUCUGAUUCUCAACAUGGCUGUGCAUAACAUUAUAUGGUACUUUCUCAUGGUUUCCACUGUUGAUUGCUAUUACUGGAAAGCAAUGAUAAAUCAUGCAUGUUUCACCCUUCAGAUGAAAUCUCUGCAAUUUAAUUAAUUUACCAUUAUUUUUCUUCAUAAAAUCUGAAACAUUUAAUAUCUUGGUAUUCUAAAAGAUUCAGGAUUGAUUCACUUUAGUUAGGAGCAGAGAAACAGACAUUUAAAUGCAUGGCACAUGUUUCUUCAGAAAGUGAUAAAACCAAUUUCCUAAGUUGAAUUUUUAAAUGCCUGUCACAUUUUGACAAAAUUGUUACUGUAUGUAGAACUACUAGCUAUUUGUUAUACUGUAAUUAAUUCAAUUUGUACCAGGAAAAGAAAGUUCUAUUUCAUGAUAAGUAUUUCAUGUUAUCAAAUCAGGCUUAGAGCAUUAAAAAUAUUUUCCAGUUA